Messenger RNA from Capsicum annuum, 1789 nucleotides. RefSeq names its product 2-keto-3-deoxy-L-rhamnonate aldolase. Gene Ontology annotation, cellular component: cytoplasm. The coding region runs from base 496 to 1539 and encodes 347 amino acids. The transcript has a single exon. Lineage: Eukaryota; Viridiplantae; Streptophyta; Magnoliopsida; Solanales; Solanaceae. Gene Ontology annotation, molecular function: aldehyde-lyase activity. The record is from RefSeq and is a predicted model, not a curated record.
GGUCGUCGGUGAAUUUUUAAGUAAGAAAAAAAAAAAGAAGAUACAUUACAACCUCGUCUUUCUAAGAUACAGUGUUUUAUGUCUGAAUUUGUUUAUUUUUUACAAUUUUCGUGAAAUCAUCCAUUAUAAAGAAUUUUUUUUUUUUUUAAUCUUCGAUGAUAUUUCAUUACCGAUGACAUGACCCUAGAUAGAAAGUUAUGGAGAAGGCGGAUUAGGGUAGAAAGUUAUUAUGAGUUCAGGUUGUGAUAUCUUUUGUUGUAUUACUUGGUGUAUUUAAGAAUAUACUGGAUAUGUUGUUGUUGAUGAUGGUGAUAUUUUAUUAUUUUAAUAAAGGCCAAUUUAAAAUUUCACUUUUAUAAGAUAUUAUAUCAAAAGAAUUUUAAGACUAGGUGAUUGUUAGUUUUAGCAUACAAUUUGAACUCAACUAGUAAAGUAGGUCUACUAUACUAUAUAUAUCCUAUUCAGAUCAAUCAACCCAACACUUUUGACACCAAAAUGUCAACCAUGCCAACUCUUUCUUCCCUUUCUUCUUCUUCAUCUCUUUUAACUCUUCGUAGAUCCUUAACUUCCACUUUCCCAAAUUACCCUUCCUCCCAUCCAUUAUUCCCCAAAUUCCCAAAACCCUUAACCCUAAAAACCCUAAUCCCCAAUUUCAAAUUCUCCUCCGCCGUCACCACCACCGCCGCCGCCGCCACCAAAACCCCCAAAUCCCUCAAAACUCGGCUCAAAAAUAACGAAACUCUCUACGGCAUCUUCCUCCUCAGCUUCUCCCCUACCAUCGCCGAAAUCGCCGGACUUUCCGGGUACGAUUUCGCCGUUGUUGAUAUGGAGCACGGCCCCGGAGGUAUCUCCGAUGCAUUAAAUUGUCUACGCGCAUUAGCGGUUAGUGGUACUCCAGCAAUUCUACGUGUUCCGGAAUCUUCCGAACCUUGGGCUAAGAAAGCACUCGAUCUCGGCCCGGAUGGGAUUAUGUUUCCAAUGAUAGACAGCCCGAAAUCAGCCCGAAAAGCGGUGUCAUACUGUCGCUUCCCGCCUAAUGGAAUACGAGGAUCAGCUCAUACAGUUGUUCGAGCUUCGGGGUAUGGAAUUGAUGAAGGGUAUUUGAGUAAUUACGCCGAUGAGCUAUUGAUAAUGUGUCAAGUGGAGAGCGUUGAAGGGGUGAAGAAGAUUGAAGAAAUCGCGGAAGUUGAAGGGCUUGAUUGUAUUCAAAUGGGACCAUUGGAUUUGAGUGCGAGUUUAGGGUAUUUAUGGGAUCCAGGGAAUAAGAAGGUCAGGGAGAUGAUGAAUGUAGCUGAAAAGGGAGUGUUGAAGAAGAAACCAAACAACGGCGGGGCGUAUUUAUCUGGAUUUGCAAUGCCACAUGAUAGUCCUGAGAAUUUGAAAUCGAGAGGGUAUCAUAUGGUUUCGGGAGCAGUUGAUGUUGCGAUGUUUAGGAAUGCGGCCGUGGAGGACGUGAAGAAGUUCAAAAAGUGUUUGGUUGAAGGAGCUGACGAUCAGAAAGAUGAUAAAGAUGGUGAUGAGAAGUACUGGAGUGAGUAAAAUUCGAACUUUGUUAGAUUUCGUGGUAGAUUUUCGAAGUGUUUUGUUAUGCUUUUUGUUGAUUAUGAGUCUUGUGAUUAGUGUCAAAGUUUCGAAUUUGAGUAAAAAUUCGAACUUUGUUAGAUUUCGUGGUAGAUUUUCUAAGUGUUUUGUUAUGCUUUUUGUUGAUUAUGAGUCUUGUGAUUAGUGUCAAAGUUUUGAAUUUGAGCUACUUAUGCAAUAGAGCCUUUUUUCUUCGUUUUGAGCAAAA